UCUUGACAUUUGCACGUAUCCUGUUCUCGCUAAAAAUGAGUUUCUCCUCGAAUUUACCUGCGAGUUAUUACAGACCUUCUGGAAUCCGCGUUGAUUAGCCUCACAACAAACGUCAAUCCUGCAAAAAAAACCCCAAAAAAAAAAAUCAAUGGACUCCUUCGAAGUGGACUCGAACGCCUCCUUCGACUCUCUCCACCUCUCUUCCGAGGAUUUCAACCCCCCGUCCCCGUACCCCCACUCCUCCACCCCGGAAUCCUCCAAAAACCUCCAAGAAUUCGAGCAAGAAGCCGAGAAGCUUCGUCUCGCCCUCGAGAAUUCGAGAUCCGAGAUCGAUUUAUUGAAAUCCUCCAACAAUGCAUUGAAGAAAAAAAUCGGAGAGCUCUUCCUCGAGGCUCAGGCCUCCCUGGAGGACAAACUCAGGCUCCAAAACACCUUGAAAGAUCGUGAAUGCCAAUUGGCGAUGAUCGAGAACUCCUCAAGGUGGUACCAGGCUCGACUACACGAGUCAGAAGCUGCGAAUAAAUCGUUGAAAAUGGAUCUAGAGGCUUAUCAGAAGAUUCUGCACCAGAGGGAGCAGACAAUCGCUGAUUACACCGAUAAAUGUGAGAAGAAUCGACAUUUAAAGACAAAAUUCGAGCAAUUGGAGACGAAAUAUCGAAUGGAGUGUGAGAAUUUCCAGAAGGAGUUGCAUGUGAUGAAAACUGAGAAUUCGUCGAAGAAUUCAUCACGUUCGAAGCCUCAGGCUUCUUCUGAAGAGAAAAUUGUCCUAGACUUGAGGAAAAAAAUCGAGGAAAUGUCGAGGGAUCUUGAAAUAGCGGAGAGGAGGUACUCGAACGCCGAGUUGUCUCGAAGUCUAGAGGAAAACUCUUCGUUGAGUUACAAAAAACAGCUUGAGAAGCUUCGAGAUGACUUUAGCUCCCUGGAGAUCGAGAAGAAUGAAGCGUCUGAGAAGCUGAAGGUCUUGAAUGCUCAAUCGGAGGACUUGAGGAUUGAGAACGAGAGGUUGAAUCUCAUCCUGUUGUCCUCGAAGAAGGAGAAGGUGGAGGUGGAGGAGGGGAUUGUUCAGCUCAGACUCCAGCUGACGAAGAUGAUUGCGCAGCACAAGGCCUUGAAGAGCAGGAAUUUGGUGACGGAGAGGAGGUUGGGGAAGGAGAUGGGGAGGGUGAGGGAGAUGGAGAAGGAGAAUAGGCGGCUUAAGGCGAGGAGUGUGGCUGUUAAUAAUUCCUUGGUGAGGAAGAUCAGGGAGGAGAAGAGAAGGUGCAAGGUGCUGGAGGGAGUGCUGAGGGAGGAGAGGGCUAAAUCGAUUGUGGAUUAUCAGAAGGGAGAAACAGUCAAUUCAAUGACCAUUUGCCUUCGCCAGGCCUUGAAUCGUGAGAAGGACCUGAGAGAUCGGCUAAAACUCUUAUCAAAACCUUCAGAUGAAAGUGUUGAUGAAGGAUAUGCGGACAGCGCAGGCUUCUCCGACAUUCCCCUUCCCUCCCCCUCUCCAAUGGAUUCAGGAUUAAUGAAUUUUGCUGUUAAUGUAUUGAUGAGGAGUCAGAAUUUUAUGGCACCGAUCAGUUCCAGUUUGAGUGAACUCGAAAUGAAACUCGAGAGGCUCAGCGCAACGUCAGAACCAUUGAGUAUCAAAUGUCGAUGAGUAUUUGUGCGAUUCAGUAUUUACAAAUUAAGUAUUGAAUUAAUGGUUUAGUUAGAUGGAAAAUCAAGGGGAUAUAUUUAUUGUGGAUCAAGUAUUCAUCUGUUGCAUUUUGUUCAACAUUCGAAUCAUUUCAAUAAUUGAAUUUAAGAAAAAUGUUCAGAGGUGAUUUCGAGAGGAGUUGGUAGAUUAUUUUGGAAAUAUCCUGGACAGGAAGAGAUUCAGAAGAAUUCAUCAAGCGAGGUUCUUGUGGAAAAAUUUGAUGAAGCACAAAAAUGAUUUUCUCAUAUUUUUUCUUAAGGCCCGGGUGUACUAUCU
Diachasma alloeum is the source of this 1954-nucleotide messenger RNA. Its product is annotated as girdin. NCBI's taxonomy places the organism in Eukaryota, Metazoa, Arthropoda, Insecta, Hymenoptera, Braconidae. The coding region runs from base 149 to 1639 and encodes 496 amino acids. The record is from RefSeq and is a predicted model, not a curated record. The transcript is spliced from 3 exons.